Molecule: messenger RNA, 1812 nt
Organism: Anopheles bellator
Lineage: Eukaryota; Metazoa; Arthropoda; Insecta; Diptera; Culicidae
Gene: AsnS
Product: asparagine synthetase B [glutamine-hydrolyzing]
Exons: 1
Coding region: 106-1791 (561 amino acids)
Cellular component (GO): cytosol
Molecular function (GO): asparagine synthase (glutamine-hydrolyzing) activity
Source: RefSeq, a predicted model, not a curated record
ACAGUCCGGUCAGUGUGCAAUGUCGGUGCGGUCGUCGGUGAGGUCGUUCGGCCAGUCGUUCAAGUUCACGUCGGCGGAUCGUCGGUCGGACCGAAUCAACCAGCGAUGUGUGGCAUACUUUGUAUCUUUCGUUGCCUUUCGGCAGUCGCGAACGGUGAGACCGGGCACGGCGGUGGAGCCCUAGCCCUACGGGAACUGGCUUUCCGGCAGUCGAGCUCGCAGCGGCAUCGAGGACCGGACUACACCGGAGUUCUUGCCGACGAUGUCGCCGGAUUUGCGCUGGUCCAGGAACGCCUGUCGGUGAUCGGCGUGAAGACCGGUAAUCAACCGUUCACGUCGACCGACGGUACGGUGCAUCUGGUGGCCAACGGGGAGAUCUACAACUUCCGCCGGAUGGCCGGCAUGAUCGGUGAGGCGUACGAACCGCGCAGUGACUGUGAUGUCCUGGUGGCGUUCUACGAGCGGUACGGCCCGACCGAUCUACUAACCACCGUCCGCGGGAUGUUUGCGUUCGUGUGCUACGAUCAGAAAACUGGCCACCUGCUGGUGGCUCGCGAUCCCGUCGGUAUCAUCCCACUGUACAGUGGGCGCUCCGAGGACGGGGCCCUUUGGUUCGCGAGCGAAAUGAAGUGUCUGGUGGGUCGGUGCCGUCAGGUGGCCGUGUUUCCGCCAGGGCAUGCCUACUACGGUCCACCGGAAGCCUCGUUUGAUCCGCAGCCUUACUUCAGCCCACCGUGGCUUACGGAGAUCCCGACGAUGGCAGCGGAUCUGGUCGAGUUGCGGAACCGCCUGGAAGCGGCCGUCGAAUCGCAUCUGCAGUGUGACGUCCCGAUGGGGGCACUACUGAGUGGUGGUCUCGAUUCGAGUCUUAUUGCCGCGAUCGCAGUCCGGUGCCUUCGUCGGCGCACAGGGGACCGCUCGGUGCGCCUGAAGACCUACAGCAUCGGGUUGCCCGGGGCGGGACCGGAUCUUCACUAUGCGCGGCUCGUAUCGGAGCACAUCGGUAGUGACCACACGGAGAUUCACUUCACGCUCGCCGAGGGCCUCGAUUACAUCCGCGAUGCGGUGUACCACUCGGAGACGUACGACGUGACGACGAUCCGUUGCAUCGUUCCGGUUAUGCUGCUGGCCCGCUACAUCCGUAGCGAAGGGCUCAAGAUGGUCCUGUCGGGUGAGGGAGCCGACGAGCUGUUCGGUGGCUAUCUCUACUUCCACCGGGCACCGGAUGCACCCGAGUUCCACCGCGAAACGGUACGGCGCGUCCGGGGACUCCAUCUGUCCGACUGUCUCCGGGCGAACAAGGGAUGUGCAGCCUGGGGCCUCGAGCUGCGGGUGCCGUUUCUCGACACCGACUUCCUGCAGUACGUGAUGUCGAUCCGUCCGGAAGAUCGCAUCCCCGGUGGCGGUCGGCCGGAGAAGUACAUCCUCCGGAAAGCAUUCGCCGACGGUGACUAUCUGCCGGCCGAGGUACUGUGGCGCCAGAAGGAGCAGUUUUCGGACGGAGUUGGCUACUCGUGGAUUGAUACCGUGUCGGAGUGGGCCGCCAGUCGGGUCAGUGAUCGGGACUUUGAACGGGCCGCGGAACGUUUCCCGGUGGCUACACCCAAAACGAAGGAAGCGUUCUACUAUCGGCAGCUCUUCGAGGAACGGUUCCCGGGCACGGCGUACGCCCAAACGGUACAACAGUGGACACCGCGGACGGACUGGGGUUGUGCUGAGGAUCCGUCGGGGCGCAAGCAGGACGUCCACCGGGGAGUGACAGUUGGGCAAGCCGAUUUUUCAGUAAAAUAAAGUUGACCAAUCAAUACACGA